Messenger RNA from Neohortaea acidophila, 786 nucleotides. RefSeq names its product ribosome biogenesis protein nsa2. The coding region runs from base 1 to 786 and encodes 261 amino acids. Gene Ontology annotation, biological process: maturation of 5.8S rRNA; maturation of LSU-rRNA. The transcript has a single exon. The record is from RefSeq and is a predicted model, not a curated record. Lineage: Eukaryota; Fungi; Ascomycota; Dothideomycetes; Mycosphaerellales; Teratosphaeriaceae. Gene Ontology annotation, cellular component: preribosome, large subunit precursor; nucleolus.
AUGCCUCAAAACGAGUACAUCGAGCGCUUCACAAAGCAGCACGGUAAACGACUCGACCACGACGAACGAGUGCGGAAACGGACCGCCCGCGAAGCCCACAAUGCAUCGAACAAGUCUCAGAACCUGCGCGGCCUACGAGCCAAACUCUACCAGCAAAAGCGGCACAAGGAGAAGAUCCAGAUGAAGAAGGCGAUCAAGCAGCAGGAAGAAAAGAACGUCAAGUCCUCCGAAGAUGCACAGCCUUCCAGCACUCCGCUGCCCAGCUAUUUGCUGGACCGCAGCAAUGUCACGAAUGCCAAAGCGCUGAGUUCGGCGAUCAAGAAUAAGCGGGCGGAGAAGGCGGCCAAGUUUGCCGUGCCGUUGCCCAAAGUGCGUGGUAUCAGUGAGGCGGAGAUGUUCAAGGUGGUGAAGACGGGCAAGAAGACGGCGAAGAAGAGCUGGAAACGGAUGAUCACCAAGCCGACGUUUGUCGGGCCGGACUUCACUCGCCGGCCGGUGAAGUACGAGCGUUUCAUCCGGCCUAUGGGUCUGCGGUACAAGAAAGCGAAUGUCACGCAUCCCGAGUUGGGGGUGACGGUGCAAUUGCCGAUCAUCUCGGUCAAGAAGAAUCCGCAAAACCCCAUGUACACCCAGCUGGGCGUGCUGACAAAGGGCACGAUUAUCGAGGUCAAUGUUUCGGAGUUGGGGUUGGUGACGGCGGGUGGCAAGGUGGUUUGGGGCAGAUGGGCGCAAAUCACGAACAAUUGUGAGAACGACGGUUGCGUUAAUGCGGUUCUGUUGGUGUGA